Trichoderma gamsii is the source of this 1020-nucleotide messenger RNA. RefSeq names its product endo-1,3(4)-beta-glucanase. The record is from RefSeq and is a predicted model, not a curated record. Lineage: Eukaryota; Fungi; Ascomycota; Sordariomycetes; Hypocreales; Hypocreaceae. Gene Ontology annotation, molecular function: hydrolase activity, hydrolyzing O-glycosyl compounds. Bases 1 to 1020 code for a protein of 339 amino acids. Gene Ontology annotation, biological process: glucan catabolic process. The transcript has a single exon.
AUGUAUACUUCUACGGGUAUCACCUUGUCUCUCGGCGCGCUCCUCGCCACUGGAACUGCUGCUCAACAGUACAGCUUGAGCAACACCUUUGACGUCAGCAACUUCUUUUCCAGCUUCGACUUUUUCACUGACCACGACCCAACCAAUGGAUUUGUUGAAUAUGUUGAUGGCAACACAGCCAGCUCCCUCAACCUUACUUCAACCUUGACGGGAUCGGUCAUCAUGGGCGUCGAUUCGACGGAAACAAACCCGGCCAACGGCCGCAAGUCAGUCCGCGUGACAUCGCAGCAAUCCUUCAACCACGGCCUCUUCAUCGCCGAUAUUGCUCACAUGCCAGGCAGCAUCUGCGGAGCCUGGCCCGCCUUUUGGAUGGUUGGCCCCAACUGGCCAAACUCGGGCGAAAUAGACAUCAUCGAAGGCGUUAACACUCAGACGUCUGAUUCUAUCACUCUGCACACUUCUGCUGGCUUCUCUGUCGGCAACGAUGGGUCCAACUCGGGCACUCAAUUGCUCGGCAGCGACUGUGAGGGCAACAAUGGAUGUAGCCAGACUACCUCGGACAACCAGAACUACGGAGAUGGAUUCAAUGCCAUCAACGGUGGCGUUUACGCUACUGAGUGGACAUCCGACCACAUUGCCGUCUGGUUCUUCCCCCGAACUGGUAUUCCCUCUGACAUCAGUUCCGAGAACCCCAAUCCUAGCGGAUGGGGCACUCCUCUGGCCCAGUUCAAUCCUGCCGACGGUAGCAGCAUUGAUGACCACUUCCAGAACCAACAGCUUGUCUUUGACACUACCUUUUGCGGCGACUGGGCUGGCAAUGCCAAUGUCUGGAACUCCAACGCCGAAUGCUCCGCCUUGGCCAGUACGUGCCAGGAGUACGUCGCUAACAACCCUUUGGCUUUUGUGGAUGCUUUCUGGAGUGUCAACUCUAUCAAAGUAUAUGAUCAAGCUGCCAACGCUACUUCCAACGUUGCUGUCAGGGCUUCUGGCCCAAGGAAAUCUCUCAAGUUCAGGGCUUAG